AGGGGCAGGGGAGAGGGGAGAGGAGGAGGGGGAGACCGGGAUGCAGCAUCAGGCGCCGCUGCCGCCGGGAUGGGAGAUGAAGAUGGAGCCCACCUCGGGGUGGCCAUACUUCAUCAACCACAACGAGCAGUCCACCACGUGGAGCGACCCCCGGGUUUCCAUGGUAGACAAUCACAGCCUCGCUGGGCAACAGGGAGCCUUCUACAACGGAGUUUCAUACCCGCAACACCAAGCGGCCUUCCACCAGCCGCCUCUUAACCACAACUCCACCCCCUACCCCGCCGGCCCCGCGGUCCACGCACAGCACACGGCCCCCUACCCCGCCGGCCCCGCGGUCCACGGACAAAACGCCACGAACCACGCGAACCAACCGCCGUACUCCAUGGGUUACCACGCGGGUCCCCAGCCUGCGCCUGUGCCCGGCGUGGGCCCAACCCCGCACCUCGCACCGGCUCAACCGUCUCCCUACCACCCUUAUCCCCACAGCGCGGCGCCCUACACCACCCAGCCCGGGGCGCAGCAGUCUUUGUCGCAUGCGCACGCCGCCUCACACGUCCCUCGGCCGCACGUCGCCCCUUCUUCGCAGGUGGCAGGAGCUGCCCAGGCCCAGGCGUGCCACGUGCCCGGCAGGAACGGAGUCGGCGAGGGCUCCGAGCUACACCGAGCAGCCCGGCACAUCCGCCGGCCCGAUGACGGGGACGCCGCUGCCGCCCCGGCGACAUGGAGUGGGCCCUCGCGUAGCGCCCAGCCCGUGCUCAUCCCGCCCGACGCUCGGCAGCGCGCGGCCCAGCAGCGUGCCGAGGCGCUGCCUGGCGUGCGCGAGGUGAAUUCCAUCAUGGCGGUGGUGCGCAGCCUGGAGGUUGAAGUGCGCGCCUUCGAGGGCCGGCGCUCGGACAAGGCCUACCUGGUACUUGAGGAGAUGCUGACCAAGGAGGUGCUCAAGCUGGACACGGUGGACACGGGCGGGCAUGAGGAAGUGCGGCAGGCUCGCAAGCAGGCCAUCCGUGAGGUCCAGGCCAUCCUGGAGCACCUGGAGCUCAAGGCCCAGAUCUUCGAGGGCUGACGGCCCGUUUUGCACGCGCAUGGUGAAGGGUGCGUGUACGCGGUGGCCACUGGUCAUAGCAUGCACUCGCCAUGCCGGUGAUUUAGUUCAAUAACAUAAUCCCAAAUAAGUUAUCGAAAGCAUGAAAAUUUUACCCCAAUUACUUCAAAAUAUACAGGAGACUUUUGAAUAUCACGGAGGUUACAUUCUUGUAAAGUUCCGCAAAAGCCGAAACCGCGAUAUUCAAUACUUAAGCCUUACCUAAAUAAUGGAGUUAGGUACACGGAAACCAAAAAUAGACGCAUCACAAUUGAAAUGAAAACUGUACUUUAUGCCCAGUUAACUAAAAAUUAAGUAAUUGAAAUAACACGUAAAAACUAAAUUUAAAAAACAUUCCUUGUAGUAUAAAUACUGAAUACUGUACUUACCGAUGAUGAUCCACAGCGGGUGUGUGUGUGUGUUUGUCCGUGAGUGGGGAGUGGUAGUGCUAUGGUUUGCGAGCUGUGCUACGAAUCCAGCGACCCGAAUUCGAUUCUCGGACACGCCCAACAUCAAUGACGAUUAUCUGAAUGGGUUCUGGGCCUCCCCUAGGUCGAUUCAGCCUGAAAUUAGUACCUGAUGUGGUGUGUACAUAUUUCCACUGGGGAGACACAGGCGGCUGAUCGUGGUUCUGGCCACCCACACCCUCGUGUGGCGUGCCGGCCUUCAUAGGUGCUUGCAAACAGCACUUGCCCCAAGUCUGUUAAUAGGCUAUAUCAGGGGUCUUCAUCUUUGUUUCUCCACGAGAUGGUUGGGCGGCAAAAGUUGAGGUGCUACUGACUGCCUCGCAUCCCUCGCCUGCCCCGCACCACGCUAUCAGCCAAUGACACAGUACUUCCGGGUAUAGUGUACCCGCAAAAUGCCAAAACGAACCCCCACGAUAGCUAAAUUGGUGCAGAGGUUGCCCGUGAUAAGUGGAAAUCGUGAACAAUGAACCCACGAUAUUCAAGGGUGUCACCUUUAUUUGGUAAGUACAUUCGUGCAGCCAAUAUUUUGGAUCUUUGGAGAAACUGGGCAAGUCACUGGCUGUGAGAAUUUCCGUCGCGUUCGCGAGUGACAAGUUUGGGCCGUGCUGAUGGUGGGGUCUAAGGCGUACCCGUGGGCUCUUUCCCCCGCUCUAAAUUCACACGAUCGUACGGUUACCUUGUAGAUGCACACGGCUGACGUAGUUUGGAGUUGCGUGGGAUUGCAGAUGUGUCGUAUGUCUUUGUACAAUUCCUGUUCAAUUUUGCGCUGUUCUGAACUGUUAGGAUCUGAAUCCUCGGCAGCUGUGGUCAUGACGGAAUGUGGAGCUGGGGGCAUUCGCAAACGCUGUUGUGGCAUUGUACUUCUGUUGAAUACCCCUCUUAUCUUUUUGUGUUUAUGCAACAUUGUGUUCCUCUUUAGAUAUAUGCACAUUGCCUUACUUUGACAAAUUAGCAGUUCAAAAUCAUUUUAACUAUUUCUUUUCCAAUAAAGCUUUAGUCUGUACUAUUCUA
Messenger RNA from Lethenteron reissneri (Far Eastern brook lamprey), 2559 nucleotides. RefSeq names its product BAG family molecular chaperone regulator 3-like. The record is from RefSeq and is a predicted model, not a curated record. Gene Ontology annotation, biological process: protein stabilization. Gene Ontology annotation, molecular function: adenyl-nucleotide exchange factor activity; protein-folding chaperone binding. Gene Ontology annotation, cellular component: cytosol; cytoplasm; nucleus. NCBI's taxonomy places the organism in Eukaryota, Metazoa, Chordata, Hyperoartia, Petromyzontiformes, Petromyzontidae.